Messenger RNA from Daphnia pulex (common water flea), 3091 nucleotides. It is a transcript of the gene Saf-B, whose product is annotated as scaffold attachment factor B2-like. Gene Ontology annotation, cellular component: nucleus. Gene Ontology annotation, biological process: regulation of transcription by RNA polymerase II; regulation of mRNA processing. The record is from RefSeq and is a predicted model, not a curated record. Bases 153 to 3008 code for a protein of 951 amino acids. Lineage: Eukaryota; Metazoa; Arthropoda; Branchiopoda; Diplostraca; Daphniidae. The transcript is spliced from 13 exons. Gene Ontology annotation, molecular function: RNA binding; sequence-specific DNA binding.
GGAAGGAGCAACCAUUGCUCCAAUGAAUCGUUAACGUCGAAAGCCGCAUUCGCGCAUUCUUUCAUUGAGACGUUCGAGUUCGUUGCUAAAUCAGAUUGUGCAAUUGCUGUCGAGUUGUGACAUGAAACAUUAGCAUUGAGAAAUUUCUAAAAAUGGCAGGAAGUGCAGAGACAGUUAAACGUAAAAUACCAGAACUUCGCGUGGUUGAUUUGAAGAACGAAUUAGAAAAGAGAAAUCUUGACAAAACAGGAGUCAAAGCAACAUUAGUCGACCGUCUGACCAAGGCUGUGCUUGAUGAAGGAAACAGUCCUGAAGACUACUUUUUUGAAAUCUUGGAAAAGAAAACAGGCAAAAGAACAAGUAUUGGAAGACAAGACCAUGAUGUCAGCGAUCUAGAAAGUGCCACUGAUGCAGCUGAUGUUCCCAAUGCUAAUGAGUUUGAUGAAGAUGUGAAAGAUGAGGUUGAUGGUAAAAAAGGGACUCAUGAUGUCAACGAACCAGAGCGUGUUGAGGUGAAUGAAGCAAACACAGAUCUGCCUCCACCCCAAGAACUCGUCAAGAUAGAAUUUUCAGCUAACCAAGAAAAUGGUGAUGUAGUGGAAGACUGCAUCAACCUCAACGUGGAAGAUGAAGAGAAUUUUGAAGAGGAGGAGAGUCAUGCAAAGGAGAAAGACGAACCACCUAGGAGAGGAUUAAAUCAGCCGCAGCAACGUGAAGAGAAACAGCUGCCAAAGAGCCAAACGGUCGGCGUGGGUUCAUCGGGAGAGACAUCAACAUUGGCGUCCGGCGGUGGAGAUGAAUUGGAAAUCGGCAAAACGAGCUCGGCGACCUGUGGUGACAGCAAUGGGGACCAUGAAGCAGAUGAAGAUGGCAAGGAAAGCAACAGCACUGGAGCAACGUUGGACAGCAUCGCUUCGUCGGCUUCAUCUGGAGAGAAAGCGAAGAGUAGUUCGAUCGGCGUUAAAGAUGGGAUGAAAACGGCCUCCAAAGAUGACAGAGAUAAGAAGAAAACCGUAGGAGGUUCUAGCAGUAAUGGCGGUAGUCGUAACUUGUGGGUGAGUGGGUUGUCGACAUCGACCCGCGCCACGGAUCUAAAACAUCAUUUCUCUAAAUUUGGAAAAGUCAUGGGAGCCAAAAUAGUCACUUACGCUCGAACUCCAGGUGUACGGUGCUUCGGAUACAUAACCAUGGCUACUAGUGAAGAUGCAUCCAAGUGCAUUCAGUACCUCCAUCGCACAGAGAUCCACGGUCGGAUGAUUUCCGUAGAGCGGACCACAGGAGAAAAUGGACCGCGUAAGGCUGAUGUCAUCAAAUCUUCUGAUUCAAAAAAUUUGGCCUCUGCUGGAACCGAAGAUGAAGUCCCUGAAAAAAAGAGUGCCGACAAAACUGAUGAAACGGUAGCUGAUUCGUCGCCCCUCGCUAAGAAAGGCGAAGUAACGACACCGGAAGUUGCUACAUCCGCCACGACCGGGGACACGUCCGUCGCAGGAAAUACAAAAGAAAAGGAGGAAGAGAAAUCGACAACUCAAGGAGGAGACAAAGAUGGCAAAAUGGUGGUCGUCUCGUCGGCUCAGCAGCAGCGGGAAAAUAGGGAACGAGUCAACCGUGAACGGAUGGAACGUGAGAGGAAAGAUCGACCUCGCCGACCCCCAUCUCCUCAUCGGCCACGUCAACAAGUCUUGACCUUCCAGCAUAUUCGGGAGGAACGUGAGAAGCAGCGGAUUCGAGAACGUGAGCGGUUGGAACGCGAGUCUGAACGCCGUCGUCGAGAAGAGAUUGCGCGAAUGCGUGAGUUCGAGCGAAAGCAGCGCGAGGAGGCGAUCCGACUGGAAAAAGAGCGAGAGCGGCUUCGUAUCGAAAGGGAGAGGUUGGAGCGCGAGAAAGCCGAAAUAUUACGCCUUGAACGGGAACAGCAGCGCCUCGAAAGGGAGAAAAUAGAAGCUGAACGAGAAGAGCUGAAGCGUCGACAAGCCAGGUCUCUUGCCAAGAUAGAAGAAGUAAGGCGCGCUACUAAAAGGACAGCACCCAAUGAUCGUGAUGGGUAUUUUGUCGAUCGUAAACGCCUAUCGAUGGAAGGGUCGAUGCGAUUCGAUCCAUCAUCACGCUUUGUUGAUCCCAAGGGUAGCAACGCUGGAAGUGGCGGACAUUUUGGAUCGGGUUCUGCCUCCCUGAAUGCUGAUUAUCGCGGUUCAAAGGUAUCUGAACCGGUUCGCGGCGGUUACGACAACCACGCCCGCCGCUUCGAACGUCCACCCCCGUCAUCUGUUUCUGCAACUGCCGGAGCGGCUGUCAUUACACGACGCGUAGUCCAAGAAAUAUCAAGUGUUCGCAGAGACACUCGACUCCCACCGCCGUCACCACCUCCCCUUCCUCGUGAUCGCUUGGAUGACAGACGGGUCGUUGACAGGGGACGUGAUGAGAGAUACGAUCGCGGGAGCCGAAGCCGAGAAGGUUUUUCAGAUCGUGACAGGGAGCGGGAAAGAGAGCGUCCGCGUGAUCGAGGAGUAGGCAGGGGAAGUGCAACUGAACCGAUACGGAACAACCGCAUGCCGGAGAGAGAUCAUCGUGAUCGAUAUGCCAACGACUCACGUGGGAAAGAUCACCGUUACAAUGAGAGAGUGUCUGAGCCCUGGCAGCGAGGCCCUUCCAGUGCGAAUGCCCCCGUAUCAAGCGGAGGAGUUGGAAGUUCAAAAACUAAUUACGGUUCCAAUGGAAGCGGUAAUACCAUGCUGGGCAAUGGAGUUGGAUUGUCUUCUAACACCAGCUGGUCUGGCAACGGAAGUACGCAACAAGAUCGCUGGAGCGCAUCGUCAUCCUCGUUAAUGCCUGUCGGAAGGUCAAUGGCGUCGUCUGGAUCAUUUAAUAACAACUGGACUGGAUCAGCUCCCCCUCUUAGUGGAUCCGCGCAAUAUAAUCCAGCGACAGGAAACAUAGGGAGUCUUAACAACCCUGUUAUCGGGCAGUCUGGAUCCGUUGGCUAUUCGGCAGAUCGUUAUUCGCGACACUAACUUUAUCGCAUCAUAUCCAACCGUUUUUUUUUUUCAACUUAGACGUUUACAAUGUAUGAAAUCAAUACACAAAUUGAACUUUA